CAUGAAAUUGACAGAUGUUAUCCAGGAUUUGUGUGCCCCAUAUGUCGAGGCUCUGCGGAUCUCGAUGCACCAAUUGAAAAUGUGCCUGGUUGGGAAUUGCUGGCCGAACAAGAAGAGGCGGCGAAAAAAGAUGCUGAAGAAUCCACGAGUAUUAAGAGAGAACAAACCAUAAAACAAACGACCAGAAACGAAAAUCAAAGUACGCGCCCACAAAUUCUUGCGAAUCCUGGUCACAUGACUGACAUUGCGAAGUCAUCACAAAACAACACUUCUCAAUUAAUCGAAGAACAACCUAGUUCAAUUGGUGGUCGUUCACCUACCGUAUCUUCUAAUUCUCUUGCAAUGUCAAUACCAGGAAAUAAAAAGACACAAAACUUACCUGAAGAAGAAGGAGAUGAUCCAAACAUAAUGCUCGGAAAAACAUUAUCAUCAAGUACGCCAUUGAUUCCUGGAAUGAGUUUAAUUGACGAGGGAAUUGACA
This is a messenger RNA of Acaulospora morrowiae, 481 nucleotides long. Lineage: Eukaryota; Fungi; Glomeromycota; Glomeromycetes; Diversisporales; Acaulosporaceae. The record is from the annotation of a GenBank genome assembly.